AUGGCGACGCCGAAAGCAAGUCUACCGAAGUCUGAAGCUAUUUCUAAAGGUUACAACUUCGCUUCUACUUGGGAACAGGGAGCCCAAGAGCUAAAGGGUAUGGUGUGUGAUAUGAGAAAGUCCAAGAGCUCUAGAUUUUCAUUUAAGGGCCAGAGUGCUCCAUUGACAGAGCAACAACAGGCAGCAAUAGGAGCACUAUCUCAUGCAGUUGCUGAGCGACCUUUUCCAGCCAAUUUGGCCCCAGAGCACAUAUCUGGACAGGAUAAGGGCUUAUGCAUUUCAACAAAGCACAGCAAUGUGGAAGAAAGUGGGGCCGUAGAAACAGUUUUGGUCAAUACAAAUCAGUUUUAUAAAUGGUUUAUGGAUCUUGAAGCAGCCAUGAAAUCAGAGGCAGAAGAAAAAUAUCAGUGCUAUGUAAAUACUUUAACAGAUCGUAUACAGAAAUGUGAUGGCAUACUUUAUCAGGUUGAUGAAACCCUUGACCUGUUUAAUGAUCUACAGCUGCAGCAUCAAGCAGUGGCAACAAAGACAAAAACCCUUCAUGAUGCAUGUGACAGACUGCUGCUAGAGAAGCAAAGACUGAUAGAAUUUGCAGAAUCACUUCGUAGUAAGCUCAACUACUUCGAUGAAUUGGAAAACAUCGCGAAUUAUGUUCCUUUUGAUGAUGAUUUGGAUUAUCCCACAAAGCUGGAGCGAUCAGCUGAGAUGAAAUCAGAAACUGCUGCAUCUGUUGGAGUUCUUCUUGACCAUCUCAAUUAUCCAUAUAUUGGUUGUGUUCUGUGGACAGAUCAAAGCCCAGAUGUCUUUAAAACUUGGUAUCCUCCUCUUGAGAAAACUCUAUCAUGUUUGUCAAAGUUGGAUCGUUGUCUAGAACCACCUGUUUUCACUGGUUUGGCACAGGAAGCGGUAGAAGUUUGUUCCUUAUCCAUACAAAAAGCAAGCAAACUCAUUGUGAAAAAAUCUUCACCAAUGGAUGGACAGCUCUUCCUUAUAAAGCAUCUUCUUAUUUUAAGGGAGCAGGAUCUGGAGAAAAGCCUCAAAGCCACUUGUGAAGAGUUCAUUAUGUCAGUCACGAAGCUAGUUGUGGAUCCCAUGCUUUCGUUUGUUACUAAGGUGACAGCUGUGAAAGUUGCAUUUUCCUCGGGCAGUCAGAAUCAAAAGCUGGAGUCAGUUCUGGCAAAACCACUAAAGGAUCAAGCUUUUGCUACCCCAGAUAAAGUUGGAGAACUUGUUCAGAAGCUUACCUUGUGGGUGGUGCUCAAUAGGAAAAUCAUGUGA
Molecule: messenger RNA, 1278 nt
Organism: Ilex paraguariensis (yerba mate)
Lineage: Eukaryota; Viridiplantae; Streptophyta; Magnoliopsida; Aquifoliales; Aquifoliaceae
Source: the annotation of a GenBank genome assembly